Molecule: messenger RNA, 570 nt
Organism: Ustilaginoidea virens
Lineage: Eukaryota; Fungi; Ascomycota; Sordariomycetes; Hypocreales; Clavicipitaceae
Exons: 5
Coding region: 1-570 (189 amino acids)
Biological process (GO): membrane organization; vesicle organization; endoplasmic reticulum to Golgi vesicle-mediated transport
Cellular component (GO): COPII vesicle coat; endoplasmic reticulum exit site
Molecular function (GO): GTP binding; GTPase activity
Source: RefSeq, a predicted model, not a curated record
AUGUGGAUCAUCAACUGGUUCUACGACGUCCUCUCCUCCUUGGGGCUGCUGAACAAGCACGCAAAGCUGCUGUUCUUGGGGCUUGAUAACGCUGGAAAGACGACGCUGCUGCAUAUGCUCAAGAAUGACCGAGUCGCCAUACUUCAGCCUACGCUUCACCCUACAUCUGAGGAGCUCGCCAUCGGCAACGUUCGGUUCACCACAUUCGAUCUGGGAGGUCACCAGCAGGCCCGCCGUAUCUGGAGAGAUUACUUCCCCGAGGUCAACGGCGUUGUCUUCCUCAUUGACGCCAAGGACCACGAGCGGUUCGCCGAGGCCAAGGCCGAGCUUGAUGCUCUUUUGGCCAUGGAAGAGCUGUCCAAGGUCCCCUUUGUCAUCCUCGGCAACAAGAUUGAUCACCCGGAUGCUGUGUCCGAGGACCAGCUCCGGCACGAGCUAGGCAUGUAUCAGACCACCGGCAAGGGCAAGAUUCCCCUGGAGGGCAUUCGGCCCAUUGAGGUCUUUAUGUGCUCUGUUGUCAUGCGCCAGGGAUAUGGGGAGGGCAUAAGAUGGCUCUCGCAGUACGUGUGA